Drosophila takahashii is the source of this 1629-nucleotide messenger RNA. RefSeq names its product probable G-protein coupled receptor Mth-like 3. The record is from RefSeq and is a predicted model, not a curated record. NCBI's taxonomy places the organism in Eukaryota, Metazoa, Arthropoda, Insecta, Diptera, Drosophilidae. Gene Ontology annotation, cellular component: membrane. Gene Ontology annotation, molecular function: G protein-coupled receptor activity. Gene Ontology annotation, biological process: cell surface receptor signaling pathway; G protein-coupled receptor signaling pathway.
AUGCGGCUACUAGUUGGGACCAUUGCUACAAUUAUUUUGCUGUCGAUGCAACUAACGAAAGCGGAAAUUAGUGAUUGUGAUUUCUAUGACACUGUAAAUAUUUCAAGCGCCAAGGUGCUUUCGAACGGUUCGUACGAAUACGACGGACUACUCAUUCCCGCCGAAUUGACGGGGAUGUAUACCACCAUGCAUCUGCCUGACGGCUCCAAGAAAGACGUGCCGAGCCACAGAAGAGGAUGUGUCUGCAAACUAAGGCCCUGCAUCAGAUUCUGCUGCCCUCACAAUCACAAAGCGAAUGACGGCUCCUGCAUUGGUGAAAUGUCAAAGGACGAGUUGGAAAGUCACAAUCGCUACGUGGAAUUGAGCCUCAGCAACGGAACGGUGGUCAAAAGACACUUUCAGGAAGAUCUAGUUGUGCAAUCGGAUCUGCCUUUGCCCUGUGGCGACGACAAGAUGCACUGGAUAGAUCAUACUCUGCCUGGAAACGGAUUCACACUGUUUGAGAAUGGAACCUCUUUUCGACACUGGGACAGUGCGACCUUGGAUAAGCGAAAAUACUGCCUGCAACAUGCUGAAUUCAAAGGUGACGGUAUUCGAAUUACUCCUCACUUUUGUCAUCUUGAUUCUGAAGCCUCGCAAACGGGGCAAACCAUCGUGAUGUCAAUAUCAUUGAUAUGCAUGGUUCUUACGAUCAGCGUUUACCUAUACGUCAAGAAGCUGAGGAAGUUGCACGGCAAAUGCUUCAUUUGCUACAUGGUCGCUCUGUUCAUGGGCUACGCACUUUUGCUCAUCAACUUGUGGAACGUGUGGGACAGGCCUUCAAUCGGCUGCACUACAUCAGGAUUCAUGGGCUACUUUUUCGUCAUGGCCGCGUUCUUUUGGUUGUCUGUCAUCAGUCUGCACCUCUGGGUAACGAUUGCCCUGCCCCCCGAUUCCGUGAGCCGAUUCCUGCCAGAGCAUCGGUUUCGGGCCUACAACAUUUACUCUUGGGGAUUGGCCCUGGUCUUGACCGGAGUCGUUGUCCUAGCUGAUAAUGUCAAUCUGGACAAAGAUUGGACACCUCGUAUGGGAACCACACAAUGUUGGAUAUACACUGGAGAUAAUGCGGCCUUUCUGUACUUCUUCGGACCGAUGCUACUGCUGAUUAUUUUCAACAUAAUCAUGUUUAUCCUGACAGCUGUUCGUAUAGUAAAAGUUAAGAAGGAUGUUAGGAACUGUGCCCAACCGCAACAAAAGAAUAAAAGGCUUAACUCCGAUAAACGAACGUUCACGUUCUUCCUGCGGCUCUUCAUCCUCAUGGGUUUGACCUGGAGCUUGGAGAUAAUAUCCUUCCAUGUACGGCAGAACGAGUUUUGGGGUAUGAUUUUUCAAGUGGCCGACUAUCUAAACUGGUCUCAGGGCACCAUCAUAUUCGUGCUCUUUAUUUUGAAGCCUAGCACUCUAAAACUCAUAAAGAACCAACGAAAUCCAAUCCGCGAGUGGAGUGCCACCGUUUCGAGAUCCAGGGAAGGUCGAAAUACGACAACAGGAACCGAGGGAGUGUUCCUGAGCAGAGCCUAAAUCAAUUGGAGGUUGUAUAGUUUUCCUUCAGUUGUUCAGUAGUUGAAUCAUUCCUUGCUCAUCCAGUGA